UCUGUCACUACUGUCAGUUUCAAUGGCAAUAAUACAGAUGUUUCUGUCUUCGGUUUGUUCAUAUUCAUUAUUAGGCUAGGUAGUAUUUAAAAAAUAAUAUGAAGGGAUACAAUAAAAGUAAUUGAGUAAUUUUAUUUUAAAUCUUUUGUUUCGUCCAUUUUGGUGUUUCGAAGUAUGAAUAUAUUCGAGCGAUAGUAUUUUAAUAAAACCUAAAAUGUUGAAGGAAAAGGGACAACUUAAGUUUGAAGAUAAGUGGUUGUAUAUGCGACCAACUGUCUUGAAACUACUCAAGCAAGAAGGAGUUAAUCCUGCUGAAUGGCAGGAAUUAUUUUAUGAUGUACAUUUAGUUUGUUUGUGGGAUGAAAAAGGCCCACUGAAGUUGAGGGAUGCUCUCCAUGAAGAUAUUAUACAAUUUAUCAAACAAGCCCAAGGUAGGGUGAUGGCUCAAAGACAAGAGGAGGCUCUGUUAAAAGCAUAUAUAGUUGAAUGGCGGAAAUUUUUUACCCAGUGUAAUUAUUUACCAACACCUUUCAGACAGUUAGAAACUUCUCUUCAGGGUAAAACAACAGGUAGCUCGAAUAUUCAGAGCACUAGUCUCAAAAAAGGCCAGAAUAAUGAAAAUAGCAUUGUUAGGAAACUAAUGUUAGAUUGCUGGAAUGAAAGUAUAUUCAAUGAUAUUAAGGAUAGACUGCAAGAUAGUGCUAUGAAAUUGAUAUAUGCCGAAAGAAAUGGAGAGGCAUUUGAUUCACAAUUGGUUACCGGAGUUAGGGAGUCGUAUGUUAACCUUUGCUUAAAUCCUGAUGACCAUUUAAAAAUCUAUAGGGAAAAUUUUGAAGCAGCCUAUAUAGAUAGUACAACCAUGUUUUACAAAAUGAAAGUUGGUGAACAACUCAACCAAAAUGGGGUGAUAGCUUAUAUGAGAUUUGCUGAACAAAAAUUGAAGGAAGAAGAAGCUCGUGCUAAAAAAUAUCUAGAGGCAGGCAGUAACCGAGUUGUGGAUUGCUGUGUCAAAGUACUUGUCCAAGAGCCUAUCGUUAUUUUAUUGAAUGAAUGUAGGCCAUUAAUAAAGGCAGGAGAGACAGAAAGACUUCAAUUACUAUAUCAUCUUCUAGGUAGAGUGGAAGAAGGCAUUGUUCCAAUGCAAAGAGAGCUGGAAUCUCAUAUCGAACAAGCCGGAUUGGCAGAAAUGGUGGCGGCGGCCGACGUAAUUACUCAGGACUCCGAGAAAUACGUGGAGCGCCUCCUCGAUCUGUACAAAAAAUUCACCCAGUUAGUCCACGAAGCUUUCUCAGACGAUCCCAGGUUCCUCACAUCCCGAGACAAGGCUUUCAAGAUGGUAGUGAACGAUACCAAGGUCUUCUCCUUGGACCUGAACACGGGCAGAUCCGCAGGAGGCAAGUCUGUGGCCCCAGAGAGCAAGUGCCCCGAACUACUCGCCAAUUAUUGUGAUAUGUUACUGAGGAGGACUCCUUUGUCGAAGAGGCUGACCUCUGAAGAGAUCGAUACGAGGCUCAAGGAUGUAUUGCUGUUGUUGAAAUACGUGAACAACAAGGAUGUCUUCAUGAGGUAUCACAAGGCUCAUUUAACAAGGAGGUUGAUUGUAGAUGCCAGUAUCGAUAGUGAAAAGGAGGAGGAUAUGGUGGAGUGGCUAAGAGAAGUGGGUAUGCCUGCAGAUUAUGUAAAUAAGUUGGCAAGAAUGUUCCAAGAUAUUAAAGUGAGCGAAGACUUGAAUUCCCAAUUCAGAACGUCCACCACUAAACACGAUGCCAUCAAUAUCAAGAUAUUGAAUGCUGGAGCUUGGGCGAGAUUCUCAGAAAGAGUUACCGUUAGUUUACCUGUAGAGCUAGAGGAUUACAUUCCUGAAAUUGAGGAGUUUUAUAGAAAGAAGCAUUCUGGUAGAAAAUUACUAUGGUAUCAUCACAUGAGCAACGGAACCAUAAAUUUUGGAGUCAACGGCGGAAAAUUCGAUCUAGAUGUCACCACUUUCCAAAUGGCUGUUCUUUUUGCCUGGAAUCAGAGGCCAAACGAUAAAAUCACUUACGAAAACCUUCGACUUGCCACAGAGCUGCCUAAUGGAGAAUUGAGGAGGACCCUCUGGUCUUUGGUUGCUUUUCCCAAAUUGAAAAGGCAACUUUUGUUGUUUUCACCCGCCGUGAGCAGCGCCAAGGAGUUCAACGAGGACACAGUUUUUUGGGUGAAUCAAGAUUUUGCAUUGAUCAAAAAUGGAAAACCACAGAAGAGAGGAAAGGUGAAUCUCAUAGGACGUUUACAAUUAAGUACGGAGAGUUCUCAGAUUGAGGACAAUCAAUCUAUUGUGCAAUUGAGAAUAUUUAGAACACAAGAAGCGAUAAUUAAGAUUUUGAAGAUGCGUAAGAAGAUAACUAACGCAGCAUUACAGACUGAAUUAGUGGAUAUUCUGAAAAACAUGUUUAUUCCUACAAAGAAAAUGAUCAAAGAACAAUUAGAAUGGUUAAUAGAACACAAAUACAUGAAAAGAGAUGAUGAUGAUAUCAACACGUUUAUUUAUAUGGCAUGAUGUUGCUGAGACUAAAUGAGUUGUUGCAUACAUUUUUGAAAGAAUGAUUCAGGAUUUCGAAUCGAGUAACUCAUCAGAUCUUAUGAAGUUUGGAUUUGAAUUUAAUAUAUAUAUAUAUAGGUUGUUUUUUGUUCGAUAAUCUUUUUGGUAUCUAUUUUUAUUUUAUUUGACUGGAAACAUAAUCAACAGAUAUUCUUAUAUGGUAAUAUUUCAUUUUAUAUUAUCACAGAUCAGUUGAAAUCGAGUAAUACCAAAUAUACUUAAGAUUAAAACGUAAUUGACAAAUAGUACAAACAUUUUCUCUGAUUAAUGGAUUAUAGGAAUUAUAUCUAUUUACAAAAUUGGAAUAUUAGCAUGAGCUUUCAUCCUUAUUUAUGAUUCAAUAUUUUUUCAUUUGGUAAAAUUUGGUACUCCCCAAAAAGAUGAAAAUUAAAGAAUGUCAACUCAAAACGUAUUUUCUUUAUUUGCAAAUGUUAUUUUAGUACAGAGAAUCUCUUUAUAUUGACUUCACUUUGUUCUGUCGUCAUAGCAAAAUAGAUACAUAUGUAAGAACACAUCUGAGUAAGAUGUCCAAAAAUACUGAUGUGUCCAGUAAUAAGAUUUUGCUUGAAACAAUUCAGGCGAUGCGAACUCGUUAUUGCCGGUACUUCCUUUUCCUUCCAUAGGUGGCGCUAUUCAACGACAGCGAAAAACUUCUCUUUCAUUCUGUAGGUGGCGUUAUAAUUGUAUAGCGCCAACUACAGAGCGAAAGAGAAGUUUUUCGCUAUCGUUGCCAUAUUAUGGAGAAUGUAAACAAAAAACCGCCAUAUUUAGGCUCAGCCAAUAAAGGGUAUGGUCUUUAUAUCACCUUGGUUACUAUGGUUAGUAAUUUGUUGGUCCGUAUAUGUCAAAUUCCUCAAAAACCUGUGACUAUUUCCUCAAACUUCAGUGAGUUUCUGUCACCAGAGCAACCGUACUUUUAUUCUGGUUAGAUUCAGUAACCACGCCCACUCCGGUUGGCAGUUGUCAUUUUAAUUUUCAGAUUAUUGUUUAUGAAUAUUUUCCAUGACAUCUACACUCAAAAACUUAAUUUUUUUAAUUAUGAAACAAAUAUCCUUCAGAGCCAUUAAGAGCUAUUAGUUAUUUACAAAAAAGAGAUCAACCAUUUAUAACCUCCAAAAUUGUGUCAUGAAAAAAUUAGUUGAUUAGUGUCAAGCGGUCCGGAAAUACGAAGCAGGUUGGUCACUGUAAGCGAAAUUUGAUGCCAGUGCCAUAGGAAACGAUGCGGAAAUCAAAUGAAGUACCGGCAAUCUCCUUAAAAUCCAAGAAUGCUGUUUCAUUCAAAAAUUGACUAUUUUAUCUUAAAAUUUUUCAAGAUUAAAUGAGUACACCAGUAUUUAUAGACAUCUUAAAUAAAUGUAACUGAAUGUCAGUUGCAAUUUCAGAAUGAUGUGGUUAUGGUCUGAUUUACUAAAGAUAAGCAUUUUAAUUUGGUUUUGGUUGGAAUUUAUAUGGCAAGCUUAUCUGAAUAGAAGGCAAGUAUGUACUGAUUUUCAAUUUUAAUUCAGAAACAUCAGAAUAAGAAUUUGAUAUCACUUUCUGUAACAAGCUAACAAUAUUUAAAAUGUAGGGCUUUACUAAUGGAAUAGUUAUUGAAACAGUCCUAUUUUUCCAGUUCAACAAAGUCCUUAACACCCAUGAACUUCCAAGAGAAAUACGUUUUAUUAUGCCCCCCCCAAUAUUGAUGGUGUCUCGAAAAUACACCUUGGAAAACUUGGAUUUUAUUCUUGCCAAGAGCAUGGUUUCCCUUAUAUUUUCUUCAGUAAUAAUAUACAGUGACUAUAUGGUGAAAAUAUGGAACUUCGCUUAUACAAUAGAUCCCUACAAAAGCGAAAUCUUUACAGGAUGUGUUUGGUUUGCUAUCCUAUACACCUUGACCUCCAUAAUAGACCUACUUUUCGAAUUGUACCAUAACUUCGUUUUAGAAAAAAACCUUGAAAUGCCUAUCAUGACCUUCAAACAGCUAUUCAUACAAUUCCUCACAGAUUUCAUUAUAAUACAGGUCUUCUCUAUGGUAAUUGCAGCAUUGGUUGUUAAAGUAAUACAGUUAGCUGGGUGUUAUUUUUUUGUCAUGAUGUGGAUACUCUGCAGCAUUCUUCUCUCAGUGUUCACUAGUUUGAUACAGUUGCUUGACUAUCCGGAAAAUCCAAGCCUGGUAGAUUUUCCUCAAAGUGAUCUGAAGCGUCAAAUUGAAAAUUUGUGUAGAGAAUUAGAAUUUCCUCUUGAAAAGAUCGAACUGUUGCUUCAGAGCCACUCCAUGGAAGAACAUAGUUGUGUAUACUACUACGGCAUGUUCAAGAAACAUCUGGUAAUUUCUGUUAAUAUUUUACCCCUCACCGAAAUAGAUGACAGUUUGGAGGAUGAAGAAAUUCUGGCUCUGAUUAUACAUCAACUUGGACAUUGGUACAAAAAUCACGAUAUCAAAAAGUUUUUCAUUUUACAAGCAGCACUUCUGAUUUGGUUUUUCCUUUUCAUCUAUGCAUUUGAGAGAAAAGUUGUCUAUGAAGCGGUUGGCUUUUAUGAAUCCAAGCCAAUACUAGUUGGGAUUUUGAUCACUCUACAGUAUGUUACGAUGCCAUACAAUGUUUUGAUGACUUUUACGUUGAUAUCUUGGUCUCGAACUUUUGAAUAUGAAGCCGAUAGAUUUGCUGUGCAUUUGGGUAUGAAAAGUGCUCUACAGAGAGCUCUCAUCAAAAUAUACGUCGUAAGUUUCCAAUUUCCUGUUUUAGAUCCUUUGUAUAGCCAACAUAACUUUCACCACCCUUCUUUAUUUGAAAGAAUACAACAUUUAAAUGAGGGUUCUUUAAUAGGGAUGUAAUUUGAAUAAAAUUGAAAAUAUUCCCAUCGCCAACAGACAUAUUGGAGGAUUAUCAGAGUUCGAAAUGGAACGGAGAAUAUUAGUAGUGCUCUAAACAUUUUUGGUGAAAAGUAUCCACAAACAUAAUCCAAAUUUAAUUGAAUUUUUUCAUUAGGCUUGAAUUAGCCACGUUAGUUUUAAGAAGUGCUCACCUGGCCUAAAUGAAUAUUAAAAUAUUUCUGUUUUCAAAUGAUCAUCCCUGUAUCAGAGAGUAUUUCAUUCAAUAAACAUACUAUUUUGUUAUGUUGAACUGUUUUUCAUAAGGAAAACAUUUUUACCGGGAUUUAUUCAAGUUGGAAAUGUUUUCUCUGGAUAAUUUUUUAUUAACACCUAACAAAAAUGUUUUGUUGUUUCGAAUGGGCAAUGGGCAUCCUUGCCACUUAUUAAUAUUCUGUGGGAAUUAGAUUAUUCUGUGUUCUGACUUCUGAUUCUUGACUUUUUAUUGAUUUUCCCAUGGGAUUUGGAAAAUCAUAUUUGUCUAUGGGGAAAAUGAAGUGAAGUAGUGAAGAUUUAUUGAAUCGUCAAAUUUAUAUAAACCCUGUUCAAAAUGAUACUAAUCGAUCCAUUAUUAUUGAAAUAUAUUUUCAUUUCAUUUACUUGGAUUACAUUUAUAUGGGAACUAUACCUUUCUAUCAGACAG
Harmonia axyridis is the source of this 6072-nucleotide messenger RNA. Its product is annotated as cullin-5. Gene Ontology annotation, biological process: protein ubiquitination; SCF-dependent proteasomal ubiquitin-dependent protein catabolic process. Lineage: Eukaryota; Metazoa; Arthropoda; Insecta; Coleoptera; Coccinellidae. The record is from RefSeq and is a predicted model, not a curated record. Gene Ontology annotation, molecular function: ubiquitin protein ligase binding. Gene Ontology annotation, cellular component: Cul5-RING ubiquitin ligase complex; SCF ubiquitin ligase complex. Bases 215 to 2536 code for a protein of 773 amino acids. The transcript has 7 exons.